ACAUAAUCCUCUGCAGCGAAUCGACGUAAUUUGUAUUAAUUACUAAUUAGUCUGUAGUUAAAGUUCUAACGAUGUGGCGUGUUGCUGUGGUGAUUGCUGUAUUUGGGACAUCGGUAUUUGCCGAUUCCUCCCUCACUUUUCCUGAAAUUGCGAGAGGUGCUAGUGACACACGUAUAGUGUCAGGAUGGGAGGCGGAGCCCGGGCAGCUGCCGUUCCAGCUGUCCGUGCGGAUGGUGAACGCCGCCGGCGGAGUGAACUCCUGCGGCGGCUCCAUCAUCCAUAACGAGUGGGGCCUCACCGCGGCCCACUGCACGGCCAACCGAAUCACUUUCGUCAUCCGCGCCGGUGCUGUGAACCUCACUCGGCCCGUCCACCUCUUUGAAGCCACGCAGUACUACAACCAUCCCUCGUACAUUGAUUCCUUGUCGAUAGUGCAGCCCAAUGACAUUGGUCUCAUCAGGUUUGGCCGAGCCCUCGUCUUUAAUGAUUAUGUACAACCGAUCAGGCUUCAGAACUCUGCGGCCAAGAAUCGUAACUAUGCGGGCGUGAGGCUGACUGCCAGCGGUUGGGGACGCACUUGGACUGGAGCGAGCGCUCCUGAGAAUUUAAACUGGGUGUACUUAACUGGUACCUCCAACAUCGCCUGCUUGGCUGCAUAUCCAGGCAGCAGCACCAUCCAGGAUACCACAAUCUGUGCCAAUGCAUACAACGUCAGCAGCCAGUCUACGUGCCAGGGCGACAGUGGUGGUCCAUUGACAGUGAUUGAUGAAGAUGGUGAACUGAGCGAGGUUGGAGUUACAUCGUUUGUGUCCUCCACAGGUUGCCACACUGAUUAUCCUGCUGGUUUCGUCCGUCCAGGCCACUACCACGAGUGGUACUACGAAGUAACUGGUAUCAACUUCGACUGGGAGUACGAACAGCCAACUGAACCUGAGGAGUCUGUAGAAGCUACAACAGUUGGACCAGAUUCAGAGAGCGAAGAGUCUGAAGAAAGUUCAAUUGAAUCAAGCAGUGAAGAGGAUGCGAGCGAGAAAUAAAUACUAACAAAAACGACAACUCAAUAAAAUAAAUUAAACACUCAUUUAGUAAUUAAAGCUAUGGCUGAGGAUACAAGGAAAAUUUAAUUAAAUUUAAUUAAAAAGUUCUCUACCUUUCAAAAUAGUAAACGCAAUUAAUGCCACCUGAUUUCCUUCUCCGAUUAUUUAAGCAGUAAUUAAAGUUAUGGCUAAGGUACCGAAAAGAACAGAUUUUUUAAAAUUAACAUCAUCCGCUUUUGUUACUUAAAGUAACCCUUACACCAUAAGUCACAGCUUCAAUCAUUAGUUGUGUUACUUAAGCAAUAAUUAAAAUUAUGGCUGAGGUUGCGAAGAGAACUUAAAUUUAAUUAAAAAGUUUCCUAUAUUUCUAAGUAAUAAACGUAAUUAAUACCUUGAAUAAAUGUUCUCAAUACUUAA
Molecule: messenger RNA, 1454 nt
Organism: Galleria mellonella (greater wax moth)
Lineage: Eukaryota; Metazoa; Arthropoda; Insecta; Lepidoptera; Pyralidae
Product: serine protease 3-like
Exons: 8
Coding region: 72-1037 (321 amino acids)
Biological process (GO): proteolysis
Molecular function (GO): serine-type endopeptidase activity
Source: RefSeq, a predicted model, not a curated record